Tetrahymena thermophila SB210 is the source of this 900-nucleotide messenger RNA. RefSeq names its product ATP synthase F1, gamma subunit. The record is from RefSeq and is a predicted model, not a curated record. Gene Ontology annotation, biological process: proton motive force-driven ATP synthesis. The transcript has a single exon. NCBI's taxonomy places the organism in Eukaryota, Ciliophora, Oligohymenophorea, Hymenostomatida, Tetrahymenidae. Gene Ontology annotation, molecular function: proton-transporting ATP synthase activity, rotational mechanism.
AUGUUCGGAUUAGCUUCAAAGGGUUUCAUUAAUACCUCUUUGGUUAUGGUACCUUAGAUGAACUUCGGUGCUAACUUAAAGCAAUUAAAGAUUAGAAUGAAAGCCAUUGGUUCAAUUAAGAAGAUCACCAAGGCCAUGAAGAUGGUUGCUGCAUCAAAAAUGAAAGCUGAAACCAGCAGAUUAGAAAAUGGUAGAAACUUCGCCGUUGGCAGCGUACAAAAGAUGUUGGAAAACGAAUCUUACGUCCAAAAGAAGAAAUCUACCACCGCACCCAAAUCUACCCUCCUCGUUCCCAUCACUUCCGAUAAGGGUUUGUGUGGUUCUGUCAAUUCCAGUAUUGUCAGAGAAGUUAAGAGAUUAGCCCUCAAUAAUAGAUCUGCUUUCGGUCUCUUACCAGUUGGUGAAAAGGGUUCUAGUGGUUUAUCUAGACCUUUCCCCGAUUUGCUUAAGAGUUCUAUUGUUAAUAUCUAAAAUGUUAAUUUCCCUACUGCUGCAGCUAUUGCACACUAAGUUUCUACUUAAGGAGCUGGUUAUGAUCAAGUUACUUUAAUAUACAAUCAUUUCAAGAAUGCCAUUUCCUACGUUGUCAAGCACUAAGAAUUGCUUCCCAGAGCCCAAUUCUUAAAUUUAUUCAAGUACGUUACUCGUCACGAAGCUGUUGAACCUGAAUUAGAAUAUUCCAAGAAUUACUUCUUUGAAUUGUACAUGGCUUCUUCUGUUUACAAUGCUCUCCUCAACUCUUCUGCUUCUGAAUAAGCUUCUCGUAUGAAUGCAAUGGAAAACGCUUCCAAGAAUGCUGGUGAAAUCCUUUCUAAGCUCACUCUCGAUUACAACAAGGCUCGUUAAGCUAAAAUUACUAUGGAACUUAUUGAAAUUAUUUCUGGUGCCUCCAUUGUUUGA